This is a messenger RNA of Owenia fusiformis, 516 nucleotides long. The record is from the annotation of a GenBank genome assembly. NCBI's taxonomy places the organism in Eukaryota, Metazoa, Annelida, Polychaeta, Sabellida, Oweniidae.
AUCACCAAACUCUCUGCCUGUCUACUCUAUCUUCAUCUGCUUUGUCACUCACCCGGUGUCACUCACAAGCCUACACUUUCACUCAUUGAGAACACUCUCUUGCUCUAUCUGUAUCACUACAGCACUAGGCUCCAGUUCUCAUCACUUCUCAUUUCUUUCAAGAAUGGUGUUUAAAAUACAGCUUGUCUCCACUAGCCAUGGGAGGGGGCUGAAAGAGGCCUUAGAAGCACAACUUUCUUUCUUAUGUGUUCUUUUUAAUUUUCAGUUAUUUAGCAUUUUCUUUUCGGGUGGCACUGUGCCAUCCAUUGCACACAAGCUUUUUAAUUUAGAUUCGGAUCCAAAAGUCUGCUUUGAUGCCGAUCUAGUAUUUGUCCUUUGUGGAGGAAAUGACAUCUACUGGAAAGGCACCACAGACUCGAGGACCCCUUUGAAUAUUUUAGUUGAGAAAGAAUUUUGUAAUCUUCUCAGCGUCCUUCGUACACGUUUCAGUUCACACACUAAAUUUUGUAUUUUGGG